AGGAAGAGGUCAGUGGGUGGUUCACCAGAGCAUCACAAUGCCACGUUACAUCCAAGAAUCAGACUUCACCAUGGUGGAGGAAGGCUUUGCUGCCAGAGAUUUGAUGGAGGAAAUCAUUAAUGAGGUCUCACAGACUGUAAGUAAUCCAUCAGAGGACAGAGAUGCUUUCUUUGUUGCCGAUCUGGGGGACGUAGUGAAAAAGCAUAUACGCUUCCUGAAGGCACUGCCUCGUGUAAAGCCUUUCUAUGCUGUUAAGUGCAAUAGCAGCAAAGGUGUGGUGCAGAUCCUGGCUGAACUGGGUGCUGGAUUUGACUGUGCCAGCAAGACUGAGAUUGAGCUAGUCCAAAGCAUUGGUGUGACACCAGAAAACAUUAUUUAUGCUAACCCUUGCAAACAAAUUUCCCAAAUUAAAUAUGCUGCCAAGAACGGUGUCCAGAUGAUGACCUUUGACAAUGAAGUGGAGCUGUCCAAAGUUUCACGUAAUCACCAAAAUGCCAAGAUGGUAUUGCGCAUUGCAACAGAUGACACUAAGUCUUCCACCCGCCUCAGUGUGAAGUUCGGUGCUACGCUAAAAUCAUGUAGACGCCUUCUUGAAAUGGCCAAGAACCUCAAUGUUGACGUUAUUGGUGUUAGCUUUCAUGUGGGCAGUGGAUGCAGUGAUUCCAAGGCAUAUGUGCAGUCUAUUUCAGAUGCCAGGCUAGUCUUUGAAAUGGCUUCUGAGUUUGGAUUCAAGAUGUGGCUGCUGGACAUCGGUGGUGGAUUCCCAGGGACAGAUGAUGCAAAAGUCCGAUUUGAAGAGAUUGCAGCUGUGAUAAAUCCAGCACUGGACUUGUACUUCCCUGAAGGCUCUGCUGUAGAGAUAAUUGCUGAACCAGGGAGAUAUUACAUAGCAUCUGCUUUCUCUUUGGCUGUAAACAUAAUCGCUAAGAAGGAGGUGCAGUUGGACAAUUGCGGUUCAGAUGAUGAAGAAAACUGCCCAAACAAAAACAUAAUGUACUAUGCCAAUGAUGGUGUUUAUGGUUCCUUCAACUGCAUAUUUUUUGAUCAUGCCCAUCCUAAACCCAUCCUCCAUAAGAAACCUUCCCCGGAUCAGCCACUGUACACCAGUAGUUUAUGGGGACCAACAUGUGAUGGACUGGAUCAAAUUGCCGAGUGUCUUCAGCUGCCUGAGCUCCACGUUGGUGAUUGGCUGCUAUUUGAAAACAUGGGAGCCUACACAGUGGCGGCUUCAUCCACUUUCAAUGGAUUUCAACAGACCCGCAUCCAUUAUGCAAUGCCUCGCACUGCCUGGGAGGCAACUCAGCUACUGCAAAAGGGAUUACAUACCGUUGUGGAGAAGGAAACUGUCUGCACUCCAAUGUCCUGUGGUUGGGAGAUCUCUGACUCCCUCUGCUUCACUCCAGCGUUUGCACCAACCAGUAUCAUCUAAACUGCUACAUUCCAGUGUCAAGAAGUGCUGUAAAGCUGUCAUUCUUUUCUGU
Molecule: messenger RNA, 1481 nt
Organism: Nanorana parkeri
Lineage: Eukaryota; Metazoa; Chordata; Amphibia; Anura; Dicroglossidae
Product: antizyme inhibitor 2
Exons: 9
Coding region: 38-1429 (463 amino acids)
Cellular component (GO): cytoplasm
Molecular function (GO): ornithine decarboxylase activity
Source: RefSeq, a predicted model, not a curated record